Molecule: messenger RNA, 1048 nt
Organism: Otolemur garnettii (small-eared galago)
Lineage: Eukaryota; Metazoa; Chordata; Mammalia; Primates; Galagidae
Gene: MRPS34
Product: mitochondrial ribosomal protein S34
Exons: 3
Coding region: 42-698 (218 amino acids)
Biological process (GO): mitochondrial translation
Cellular component (GO): mitochondrion; mitochondrial small ribosomal subunit
Molecular function (GO): structural constituent of ribosome
Source: RefSeq, a predicted model, not a curated record
GAGGCGGCUUCCGGCUGGAACGACUAGACCGCGGACCGGCCAUGGCGCGGAAGAAGGUUCGCCCGCGGCUGAUCGCGGAGCUCGCCCGCCGUGUGCGCGCUCUGCGCGAGCAGCGGGAGCGGCCGCGCGACUCGCAGCGCUAUGCUCUGGAUUAUGAGACGUUGACGCGACCGUUCUCAGGCCGCCAGCUACCCGCUCGGGCCUGGACCGACGUGCGCCGCGAGAGCCGCCUCCUGCAGCUGCUGGGCCGCCUCCCGCUCUUCGGCCUGGGCCGCCUAGUUACGCGCAAGUCUUGGCUGUGGCAGCACGACGAACCGUGUUACUGGCGCCUCACGCGGGUCCGGCCCGACUACACAGCUCAGAACUUGGACCACGGAAAGGCCUGGGGUAUCCUCACCUUCAAAGGGAAGACAGAGAGUGAGGCCCGGGAGAUAGAACAGGCCAUGUACCAUGACUGGCGGCUGGUACCUAAGCAUGAGGAGGAGGCCUUCACCGCCUUCACACUAGUCUCGGAGGACAGCCUGCGUUCUGUGCCCUACCCGCCACUCCUUCGGGCAAUCAUUCUUGCAGAGCGACGUAAAAAUGGGGAUACUAGCACUGAAGAGCCUAUGUUGAACCUGGAGAGAAUACACAUAGAACCCUGGGACUACCCUGCAAAACUGGAGGCAAAGAGAAAGGCCAAGGGCACCCUGGUCUAAAAUGCCAGAACUAGCAGGUUGCCUGAGUGGUGUAAGGUCAUGGAGACCAUUGUGAAGAAAGACAACCUUUGUGCUACACCAGAGUCAGCUUUCUCUGAGCUUAGAGCUCACCUUCCAGUGAUUGGUUCUGAGGCUCUACAUCUUAGUGGAGAGGGCUGGGGCAGACUUUGCACCUGUCUUUCCUCUGGCUCUGCUGCCCCAACAGCCACCUACGACUGAGGAACCCUGGGCUUGGCUGAAGAGGCUCUGGAGGAAAGUGCAAAGCAGCCAGGGAGCACAGGGUCCCCCUUUCCUAAUACUCUGUGUGUCCAGGCAGAAGCUGCGCACAGAAUAAAGAAACACGACGAGCC